This is a messenger RNA of Mytilus trossulus (common blue mussel), 1236 nucleotides long. RefSeq names its product transcription intermediary factor 1-beta-like. Lineage: Eukaryota; Metazoa; Mollusca; Bivalvia; Mytilida; Mytilidae. Gene Ontology annotation, molecular function: zinc ion binding. The transcript has a single exon. The record is from RefSeq and is a predicted model, not a curated record. The coding region runs from base 1 to 1236 and encodes 411 amino acids.
AUGACUUCUAAAAAAACGGUCAAUUUGAUUUCUGAAUUGGAAAGCCGAUAUUUAGAGUGUAAUAUAUGCAGAGAAUUGUUUGAUGAAGAAGAACGUAUACCUAGGCUGCUUCCGUGUCAUCAUCCAUUUUGUUCGGAAUGCCUUAAUAAACUCGGCCGCCGAAAAGAUAUAAUUAAAUGUCCUACUUGUAAUGCUGUACAUAAGAUGCAGAAAAACGACCCUUCAGAUUUUCCAAAGGAUAAUACAAGACGGGAUUUGACGACUUUUUUGCAUGCUCACUCAGAUUUAAUUACUUUGAGAACAUGUAAUCAUUGUGGAAAUACUGUGAAUGUUACACAUAAAUGUCAACAAUGUAAUAUACCUCUUUGUGAAAUUUGUCAACGAAAUCAUAAAACAGAAAAUUUAACGCAUAGUAUAAUUCUUUCAAAAUCAGAGACAUUUCCAGACGAUGAUGACAAUCUUGAUAUUUGUCUAAAUCCACGCCAUGAGAGAGCAAAACUGAAAUAUUUCUGCAAUUCAUCAAAUUGUCAAAGUUCUGUUUGUCCUUCCUGUGUAAUAGAUGAGCAUAGAGACAGCAGUAAGCAUGAACUUGAAAACAUUGAAAAAGCUUUUAAAAAGAGAAAAAAAGAAUUAGGUAAUGGCGUAAAAUCUCUCCGAAGGAGAAUAUCAUAUGUAGAAUCGACAUUUCAAAAAGUGUCUAAUACUUUACAAGAUGAAAGGGAUGAAUUCAACAGAGAAUUGAACGCAAUUUAUAAAAGAGGGAUAGGAGUUUUAGAAGACAGAAAACAAAAAGUUCUUGAUGUAUUUAACAUUGCUCUCCAAAAGAAAGAAUCAAGAGCAGUCACAAGUAAAGAUAAUUUAGACAGUUAUCUUAAAAAUGCUACUGAGUGUUGCAACCUCUCCGAGCAACUGAUUAAUCGCAACAAUAUGAGCUCUUUCUUGAAUGUUCACCAAACAAUAGAUGUUCAUCUGAAACAAUACUUAAAUACCACAUUUGAAAAUUCAACUGACGAUGAAAACCAUUUCGCAAAAACAAUAAACUUUGAUGAUAUUCUUCGAUUAUUCAAGAAUAACAUUGAAAAUCUAGAAAAAUCGAAUGAAGAUGCAGAUAUCGAACCAUCAAUUGAACUGGCCAAAGGUAGUUUACUUUUAUUAUUACAAAAUUGCUUUGCCAUCAUUGUUAAGAUGACGUGCUCAUUAAAUCACAUAUAUCUUAUCUGUGUAUCGGAUACAUAA